Molecule: messenger RNA, 690 nt
Organism: Brenthis ino (lesser marbled fritillary)
Lineage: Eukaryota; Metazoa; Arthropoda; Insecta; Lepidoptera; Nymphalidae
Source: the annotation of a GenBank genome assembly
AUGGAUAUAGAGGUAGAGGGUAGACCGCUGAAAGUUUGUAUGGACUGUGCGAAUAAGAAAGAGAAGAGAAAAAAUGGUUGCUGCACAUGCGCCGGUGCUGGGGCCCACAGUGCGGGCCAGGCGAGUCUACCUCUGAUCUGCUUGGUGCCCCGCGAUGGAACGGAACACGAUGCGAGACCACAACGCGCAGGAGCACCAAGCCAACACAAAAGUGACUUCCAACUCUUAGAUGAAGACUACAUUAAGAAGAACUUCAAACUGCCCCCACGAUCUCUGUAUCUGGACCCGUUUAGACGGCCUUUAAUCACAUUUCCGAUGACCCAAGAAGAUGUGAAACAUUUCAAUUUGGCUCGCAAAUACAAAAUUAAUCAACAGAUAUUAGAUGGAUUCCUGGACCCGAGCGAGGCAAUAUCCGCGCCCAGUGUGUUUCCUUAUGCAAAUACCGAAUCUAAAAAACGUAAAGAAUCAGAAGAGGAUGAAGAAAUUAUAUACAUUUUGCAAUUGCCAGACUGGGAGUUUAAAUGUCCCGUUCACAAUCAAACCGUCAGAACGCCAAGGUUCAUUUGGCAUUCCUGUAAAAAAUCAAAAAAAGCAAAAGGAGGUGAAUUGAAACGAGGAGGUGGACCUUUGAACAAACCAAAACCGUGGCUUCUAAGUAGACACACAGACUUCGAUUUACUGUCCCAAUGG